AGUAGUUUUCUUGUCAAUUUUUGGGGUUAAAAAUCACCGUGAAAAAAUAUACGGUGUUAAAAUUUUCUAGGCAUUUAACUUGCUCUUACUAAAUGUUUUAUUCCGCAAUAAGAACGAUACAGAAUGGAGUGUUUACAUCAUUGCAGAAUAACCUAUACAGGUCCACAUUGGAUUCAUCUUAUAUUUUACAGAAAAGAAAUUAUGCAGCUCGAAAAGGUACCAGAGAAAGGAGAAAGAAGGCCAAAGUGAAGGUGGAGGUACAAAAAGUUGGAUGGGUUCCCCAUAACCAGAGAAAAAAAGAGAGCCUUUUGAAAAAUCGUCAGCAGCGUAAGUUUGAUGACUCUUGGAUGAGAGACCCCAUUGAUGACGUCUACGUGGCAAAAUACUACAAGUGGACGGUGUACCCAUUUGAAGAAGCGGUCAAGUGUCAUCGGGAAACCCAUCACCCAGAAAUGUAUAAUAAACCCAAUGCCAACCUCCACGUGUCGAUAGAAUUGUAUAUGCAAGGAGAAAAACAGACUCGUUUCGUGGAAAACUUCUCCAGAAUCGCUGGCAUCCCUCACAAAUUCGACCACGGCGAAGAACGGCAGGUCAUCGCCUUCAGCAAAUCCCCUGAAAUCCAGAAAGAAGCCUCGGACGCCGGCGCUCAACUCUCCGGAGGUGUCGAACUCAUCAAGCAGAUCCAGAACGGUCAAGUUGCGAUGCAGGACGUCAAGUAUGUCGUAGCCCAUCCGGAAAUCCUGCCGGAAUUGGUGGUGCUGCGUGGUUUGCUGAAACGCAGAUUUCCCAACCCGAAAGCAGGGACGUUGGACGGGGACGUAGUGGGAAUGGUGCAUAGGUUCAUUCACGGUAUCAGUUAUACGGCUGUCAAGGACGAGUAUGAGAAGGAUUUCGGUCUGAUUGAAGCUGUUCUUGGACCGCUAUCUAUGGACGCCAAGCAUUUGGAGGAGAAUUUUGCAGCCCUGGUUAGAGACGUUAAUACCAUGAAACCAAAAAGAAAGGGACACUUCAUUUCAAGAUGUAUUUUGUGGAGUCCCCCCUCUCAAGAGUUAUUGAAAGUCGAUCAUAAUAUGUAUUUGGAAGAUUCAAAAGAAAAAACUGAUGAUAUAGAAGAGGAUGAAGAAGUAGUUGUCGAACAAGUUGUUCUGUAAUCUUUUUUGUUGUAAGAAAUACAGUUAAAGAAAAACUUUUA
Molecule: messenger RNA, 1192 nt
Organism: Leptinotarsa decemlineata (Colorado potato beetle)
Lineage: Eukaryota; Metazoa; Arthropoda; Insecta; Coleoptera; Chrysomelidae
Gene: mRpL1
Product: mitochondrial ribosomal protein L1
Source: RefSeq, a predicted model, not a curated record